AAUUGUACGAUGCUUCCAGGCGAAAAAUCUUUUAUUUACUCUUUGGCAAGAACCGAAAGAUUGGAUCGCGCCAAACGCGCUUUAUAUCUAUAUUAAGUGAAUCAAGAAAGAAACAAAACAUUAACAUUUUUAAUAACUAUUUAAAGAAGUCUUAGCACAGUGAAAUGUGUUUUAGCCCAAAUUUUAAUUUAGUGCAGCGAACAAUCGAUUUGAAUUAUGCAAAAAAGAAGAGAGCUUCUUCAAUUAAAUGGUUCUUUGUGAAUAUUACAGUGUUUCUUGUAUUUACUUUUGAUUUGACGUGGUCGGGUCCGUGCUCGGGCUCGCUGGCGCGGUACGCCCAGCUGGCGGCGGCGGGCGCGGCGUGCGCGGGCGCGCUGCGGCACGCGCUGCGUCUGCUCCCGCGCCCCGCCACCGCAGCCCCGCCCGCGCGCCUCUCGCGCCGCCAGCUGCGUCUGCUCGGCCUCUCUCCUGCCGACCUGGACUCUUCACUGGUGCUGUCGGAGGGCGAGAGCAGCUCCGCCCUCGCCCCGGCCCCCGUCCCCGCCCCCGCCGCUUCCGCCCUCGCUCCCUGUGAGCUGUCGCUGUCGCUGUCACCGCGGCGGUGGCGCGCUCCCCGCUCGCCGCCGCCCUCGCCGCCGCCCGCCUCGCCGCCCCGCUCGCCGCCCCGCUCGCCGCCUCACUCGCCGCGCGACGCGCCCCGCGACCGCUUCAUCGCCGAUCACCGCUCGCUCGCAGACUAUCUUAAGCAGUACGAGGGGCGGCAGGAGGGCGCGGAGGGUGCCGGUUCUCCGCCGGUGUGCUGGCAGCUCGACAUCGACCCGCAUAAGCUGACUCAGUGGAACCUGAACCUGCGACUGUGGAUCCACAUCACGAUCCUGGAGCGCGUGGUGGGGGCGAUGGCGGCGGCGGACGCGGCGCUGGCGCGGCUGGCGGGCGGCGAGGCGCGGCUGGGGCGGGUGAGCGGGGAGCGGCUGCGGGCGCUGGCGGGCGCGGCGCCGGCGCUGGGGGCGCUGCUGCCGUAUCUGGAGCCGUUCGCGGACCAGCGCUACGUGGUGCGGCGGCUGCGGGAGCUGGCGCGGGCGCCCUGCCUCAGCGAGUACCGCGGCGAGGCGGGCGGCGCCGACUGGCACGCCGGCCAGCCCACCGACGCCGAGAUCAUCCUGCACCUCUUCGCCACCUAUCUGGACGGACAGAUGCUGCAGAGCGGGAACCCGCGCCCCUUCACCUCGCAGUACCUGUACGCGGCGGGGUCGGGGGCGGGGGCGGGGGCCGAGGAGCCGCGGCUGGAGCGCGUGCGCGAGCGGCCGCCGCAGUGGGCGGUGCGGGUGGGCGGGGCGCUGGCGGGCGCGCGGGGCCGCAACAACCUGCUGCACGCGCUGCUGCUGCUGCUGGCCGCCGCCGCGCGCCGCUCCCCGCCCGCGCUGUCCCGCACGCCGCUCGGCCCGGCCGGACUCAACAUGCUGUGGAUCCUCAGCUGACCGCACUCCGUAACGAGGAGGAACUCGAUGCGUCGAUAACAUUUUUUGUGUUAUUUUAAUUCCGCUCGCGAUCGACCGAUUGUGUUCAUUCUUUUUUCAUACGAAAUCAAUACUUGUGAUGAUAAAAAAAAUGCAAGUUUGACUCCGCGUUGACUCCACGUGGCGGCGAAGAUCGCUAGCUGUUAACAUAGCGUACAUGUAAUUUAGGUAUAACAACAUUUUAUGUUUAAAUAAAUGGAAACUAACGCAAUAAAUUGAUUUGACAAGUCGUCGAACUGUAAGAUGAUCUAAUACUAUUUAUCAGUGAGAUGAAAGUAUUUUUAUAAAAAAAUUCCUGAUAUCUGGUCUAUAACAGAUUCAUUUAAGUAACUUUUACCAUGAAUUGUGAUGUUGACUUUACAUAAAAGUUGUAUCUUGUAAUUGUAAAUAAAAAGACUGAAAUGAA
Molecule: messenger RNA, 1923 nt
Organism: Papilio xuthus (Asian swallowtail)
Lineage: Eukaryota; Metazoa; Arthropoda; Insecta; Lepidoptera; Papilionidae
Exons: 8
Coding region: 165-1478 (437 amino acids)
Cellular component (GO): membrane
Source: RefSeq, a predicted model, not a curated record